Molecule: messenger RNA, 4466 nt
Organism: Lytechinus pictus (painted urchin)
Lineage: Eukaryota; Metazoa; Echinodermata; Echinoidea; Temnopleuroida; Toxopneustidae
Product: H/ACA ribonucleoprotein complex non-core subunit NAF1-like
Exons: 5
Coding region: 759-2132 (457 amino acids)
Biological process (GO): pseudouridine synthesis; box H/ACA snoRNP assembly; ribosome biogenesis
Cellular component (GO): sno(s)RNA-containing ribonucleoprotein complex
Molecular function (GO): RNA binding
Source: RefSeq, a predicted model, not a curated record
AUCUAUGAUGUCACAGAUGAACAACUCUCCCCUUUUGGACACUGAAAAUAUACCCCAAAACAUCUCUUUUUGCUCAUUCUAAUCAUAUGACAAACGAUUCAUCAAUGAUAUAAUGUUGUGAAACCUCUGUACGUGUCCUCUCAUAAAGAGAACACCUCACCUUGUGAUAGACUCUAUAAAAGUGAGAAUAUAAGUGAAAUAAGUACUAAAGUAAUGAGGGAGUUGUACGUGUGUGACAUCACAGAUCUUGGUCGCAUUGCCAAUGGGAGGAUCUACAUGGCAUUAGUGAUCUCGACAUUCAAAUGCUCAUAACUUUCUUAUUAUUCAUUCAAUCUUCCUCAAACUUUCAACAAUAUGUUUCUUUGAUUUUUCUCUUUGAUAUGGAUUCAGCUGGUUUCAAGGGUUUCAUUCUCCUUUAAACUCUGAUCUAAAUUUGUGGUUUAACUAUGGAUAGCCAAUUGUGACAUAAAUCUCUAACAGUAGAGGUUUAUAGAAUCAGCUCAUUCGACUCUCAAAUCAUUCUUAACUGUCUGGGAAGGAUGAAAAAGGGAUAAUUAUAAUACCAUUAAAGAAUUCCCAUAAUUUAAGCAGAGUUAGACCAUGGUCUACAUGUAAGUUAAACCCGAGUUCAGAAUAUGGGCCAUAGGCUUUAUACAUGGGCCACCUGGUACCAGUAGACGGCAGGUUAACAGGAUUCAUUAUUUUGUAUUCUUCUUGCAGUGAUCGUCCAAGCUGAACCAAAUAAACCAGCCCUCAACAUGGAUACUGUCCUCUUCAAACCAGAUAGAUCGGUCCUUGGUCAGGUAUAUGAACUCUUUGGGCCUGUUGUCUCCCCGUUCUACUCUGUCCGUUUCAACAAUGCAUCCGACAUCGAGCAGCAUGGGAUCAAACUCAAAACAGAGGCCUUCUUUGCCCCUAAGAAUGUGGAUGUAACUCAGUAUGUCUUCACAGAGCAGCUCAAGAAGAUGCGUGGUUCAGAUGCAUCGUGGAAGAACGAUGAGGAAUGCCCCGAAGAUGUUCAGGAGUUCAGCGACGAUGAGGCAGAGUCCUUGGCAAAGAAUGCAAAGAAGAAAGAUAGGAAGAGGAAAGUUCCACAAGGAAGGAAUGAUGGCUUUCAAAAUGGACAUGGGCAAUGGAGACAUGGUAAUGGACAAGACCAGUUCCAUGGCCAAAGAAGCCAGCCUCGGCCACAUCCUCCUCUCCAGAGGCAGGCAGCGUGUAGACCUCCACAAUUUGGACCUCCUUCGUUUGUUCCACGUCACCACCAUCAGCAGCAACACCGGUUCAUGCAACGCCAUUCAAACCCACCGGGAUGGAUGCCUGCCAACAUGGGUCCCUCAAGAGGGGACGUCCCCUGCCCUCCGAGACAGUGGCACAGUGCUCCACCACCGAGGCCUCCAGGCUUCCCUCCGGGUGUUCCACCGAUGUUCCAGAAUCCACAGACCACAGAGCCUCCCCCGAGCCUUCAGCCGCCUCCUCAGCCUUCCCUGCAGCAGAUGAUGCAGCAACAGGGCUUCUCGGCUCGGAAGAUGGAAGGGGCUGCGUCUCUCAAACAAAGUGCGUCCAUACCCAAUCCCCAGAUGGGUGUGCCACCGCCAUGGCAAUUGAACCCUCCCCCGCCCCCUCAGUCCUGGGGUGCUGCACCCCUUCCUGCUAGAACUCCAUUCAUGAGUGCUCCUUCAGCCACUCCGCCACAGUCUCCAAGCACCGCACAAACCAAUGCCUUCACUAACCCGCCAAGCAAUCAACCAGUACCGCCCCCGCUCGGCUUCUCUCUCUUCAGCAUCCCUCCACCACCACUGACUCUUCUGCCCCCUCCCCCUCCGGGUGUGCCUCCAAGGGGUGACCAGGCCCAGAAACCGCCCCCGUUGAUGGACCAACAGGUGCAUCCGGUUGCAUCCCCGCAACACUCUGCACCCAGUCAGAUGCAGCAAUGGAUCCAGGCCCAAUGCCUCCAGGGCCAGACCCUCUUCACUCCGAAGAUGGGAGCUCUGGCUGCCGCAGUUCCGGUCUCCACCUCCAACUUUGCUCCGCCUCCCGUUCCUCCUCCUUCAUUCCAUCCACGCAUGAUGCAGUCCUUUAGACAGGAUCCGAAGACUCCUAACAGCCAAGGGGCUCCACAUCAUUCAUGAAAGACACUGAAUUUCUAAGAUUGGAAAUCAAUCUUAGCAAGUUACUAUGGGGAAAAAAAUCACGAAGGAGUUUUAUAUAUCUCAAUCUAUAUAUGUGAAGUUUGUUUUUCUUAUUCAAAUAUAGAUUAAAGAUCUUCAAUUUGAUUUUAGACUCCUCACCUAUAUGCAAGUGAUUGAGUGUAACCUACUUAGACAUUGUUCUUGCUGUUUCUUUAUAUUGUAGUGUUGAACACAAUUUGAGCUUCAAUAGUCUUGCACAUUGCCUUUUUGUGUUUAUGCACUACAGGUAUAUGGAUCAUAGCUGAAAAGCAUGAGGGGCUUACCCCCAAAAUGUCAAACCUAGCCAUUUCUUAAUGGCAUAUGAUAAAUAUGUCAAGGAAACCAUUUAUGAAGGUGUUCGCAAACUUGGUCUCAAAAGAUGCGCAAGACUUGAAAGUAAAAAAAAGUCAUUGAGCAGCGCGGUAAAAAAAUAUCGCGCGGUGAAACUAUUGCGCAAAUCGCAGCCUUUGGCCUAGAUAGGGUUAAAACUAAUUAUCAAUAACAAUAACAAGUACUAAAAUCUAUUAUGAAUUCACUGUCCAGUACCAAAUUAUAUUCAAAUUCGAAUUGAGGAUUUUAGUGUCUUAUAGCAUCUUCCUUUUCAUUUUACAAUCACAUUGAUUUCACACAAAAAAAAACUGCUGCCUUUUCUGUACCAUUGUACCAUUCUUGGAAUGUACAAUUACAUGUAUUGUUUUUACGUUGUUAUUUGUAUCCCUUUCUUUGUGUUGAAAAGCAGAAAUGCCAAUUUAAAGGUCCUAUGAAUAUAAGGUUGUGUUUAGAGUUCCAUGCAAAUUUUGGUCAAGAUUUGGUGGUAAUCUUUUUACUUGAUUGCUAAUUAAAGAAAGCAUGAAUGAAGCAAGCAACUAGAGGACUGAAGGCUUAAUGUCCUCUCCAAGGGACCUGGUAUUGAUAAAUGCCUAAUUUCCAAAGGGCACAAGUGGGAAUGGAUCUGAGUCGCUGGAAUUCAAGACCCCUGCUUUACCCACUGAGCUAUUAUGCCUUCAGUAGCCCAUAUAUCCAUCCAUAUUCUAUUUCCUGAGAGUGUUUCAGCCAUUUGAGAUGAAAAUAUAGCAUAUUUUGUUUUCUUACAGUAUAUGUGACCCUCUAUUGUAAAACACUAAGUUGGAUACCAUAUUGUAGGUUUGGAAAUGGUGAUACUUAUUUUUAAGAAUAUCGGUGACUUGCAAUUUCCUUAACUAAGAAUUCCUUGAAAUUUCAUUGACAGUUUGUGAAAGUUGUACGUGCCAUUUUCCAUAAUAAUGGACAAUAGAUGGCCAAGGACUGAACCAUGCAAGCAUGUGCAGGACUUCAUUGUCCAUAGCACAAAUGGUUGAAGCAAACAUGUGUUGAUCAAAUGAGCAUUCGUUAUUGGUUCAGGCACGAAGUUUACAUAACCUUUGAAGAGAUAUGCUCUCUUGAAUAUGUCAAAUUUUGAGUUGAUGUAAAGACAUUUUGAUCAAUACAAACUGAGUGUUGCAGGAUAUUUUCAAUCAAUUGCAAAUUUCCAUUGCAAAUUUACAAUUGAUAAUCAAUUUAAGCUGUAACAUAUCAAUUGAGCCUCUUGUUUAAAAGAAAUAAAACAGACCAGCAAAUGAUUGCAUAUUUUGCAGUACUUGUGGUUGAUUUUAGAACCCCAAAUUGAAUUACGAUUGAUUUCAAGAUUUGCGCAAUGCUCCAUAAGACUCCCCCCCCCCCCCAAUAAGGUGCCAGACAAUUUUUUAUCAUUAAAAGAAAAGAAUUCUGACCAUCAUUUUUUUGCUGCUUAACAACAGUAGGGAUGGUUUAUUACCCCCCCCCCCUCCCCCCCCAAAAAAAAAAAUGAAUAACCAAGUAUUUCUAACCGAACUGAUUUGUUUUAGCUCUUUACACUAAACAUAUUGUGACUUUUUUGGUUGUCUUGUAAAGUUUUAAAAUCAAAAUUUGAUUUAAAAAAAUCAUUUAUGUUUUCAUUUUAGGCUAUAUUGAUAUUUACAUCAAUGACUUACCAAAAGCGAUAUUCACAUUGCUUGAUCUUUAAUAUGACAAUUAACAUCCCUCCAAAAGGAACGUGAAAGCCAAAUCAUUUCAAAUUAUCCAAGUCUAAGUGAUUGCUAAUCAUGUAACUUUUCCCCAAUUAUCCAUGCCGAACAUGUACAUUUUUGUCUGACUUGUCUUCCAAUUUGCCUCCAUUUUUGUUUUCCAAAUGCUAAUGAACGUACCACGCACAUGUUUGUUUGUAAAUUUAUGUGAAUGUGAAAGAGAGUCAAUUGUACUUUUCCCCUAGAAUGUCUAUUAAAUAAACAUGGCAAAAUA